Messenger RNA from Rhea pennata, 392 nucleotides. It is a transcript of the gene RPL38, whose product is annotated as ribosomal protein L38. The coding region runs from base 126 to 338 and encodes 70 amino acids. The record is from RefSeq and is a predicted model, not a curated record. Gene Ontology annotation, cellular component: ribosome; cytosolic large ribosomal subunit. Gene Ontology annotation, biological process: translation; protein-RNA complex assembly. The transcript is spliced from 5 exons. NCBI's taxonomy places the organism in Eukaryota, Metazoa, Chordata, Aves, Rheiformes, Rheidae. Gene Ontology annotation, molecular function: structural constituent of ribosome.
CGCCCGAGCCGUAGCGGCGGCCCCGGGGGAGGAGCUAAGGUGCGCGGAGGCGGAAGCGCGUCCUUCCUUCCGCUCUCGGAGCAGCGGCCGCCGCGGUUGGAGCGCUCUGAACCCGGCCCAGGACCAUGCCUCGCAAAAUUGAGGAGAUCAAAGACUUCUUGCUGACAGCGAGGAGGAAGGAUGCGAAAUCUGUCAAGAUCAAGAAGAACAAGGACAAUGUGAAAUUCAAGGUGCGCUGCAGCAGGUACCUGUACACCCUGGUCAUCACUGACAAGGAGAAGGCUGAGAAGCUGAAGCAGUCCCUUCCCCCAGGUUUGGCAGUGAAGGAGCUGAAAUGAACCAUUCACACCUAAUAUCUCCAUGUUUAUUACAAUAAACUGAAUUGUUCUCAA